Messenger RNA from Helianthus annuus (common sunflower), 417 nucleotides. RefSeq lists its product as uncharacterized. Lineage: Eukaryota; Viridiplantae; Streptophyta; Magnoliopsida; Asterales; Asteraceae. The coding region runs from base 1 to 417 and encodes 138 amino acids. The transcript is spliced from 2 exons. The record is from RefSeq and is a predicted model, not a curated record.
AUGGAGUAUUAUGAGUUUCUGCACCCGAGCUUGCUUCCUUGCUCGUUAGAGGUCCUUGUCCUUUCGAAUUCUCAACAGAUGGUUUCCCUUGUUUGGAAAAAGCACUCCUCGAUUUCGACAGUCUUCUUAGACCGAAUAAGAAGUGAGGUUUUUAGGGAAUGCUUAGGAGUGACUAGUAUAUCGGACAAAUUAAAAGAGGGGAGAUUGAGAUGGUUUGGGCAUAUGAAGAGGAGGCAGUUGACAGAACCAGUUAGAGCAAUGGAAACCAUGACAGGGGAAGGAAGGAGGAGUAGAGGCAGACCCAAGUUGACUUGGGAUGAACGACUUUGGCAAGAUUUGGUAGAGUUGCACCUCUCCGAGGACAUGGUUCAGGAUAGGAGUUCGUGGAGACGUAGGAUUAAGGUUAAGGACUUGUAG